Messenger RNA from Stegodyphus dumicola, 799 nucleotides. Its product is annotated as NF-kappa-B inhibitor cactus-like. Gene Ontology annotation, biological process: cellular response to tumor necrosis factor. The record is from RefSeq and is a predicted model, not a curated record. NCBI's taxonomy places the organism in Eukaryota, Metazoa, Arthropoda, Arachnida, Araneae, Eresidae. Gene Ontology annotation, cellular component: cytosol. Gene Ontology annotation, molecular function: NF-kappaB binding.
GAAAAGUGAUUUCCAAUGUUUGGGUUUUUCCCAAGACGUUAUCUUGCUUUCGUUCAGUGGAUUAUUUCUUCCUAGUUUGUGGAACUUCCACUUUUUAUAAUUUUAUGUUUACGUUACUGAUAAUAAUAACGGAAAUUUUACCUUUUGACAUACCUGUUUUGAUAACACUUUAUUUCCAUGGUUUUUUUUAAGAAGCAGACUUUCUUUAAUGUUGAAAUGAUGUUUUGAUCUAACAAAAGAAUCUUUUAUCCAAAAAAGACUAAAAAUGGAACAAAAGCAGAAAACAAGAAAAGAAGAAAUAGUAUGUGAAUUAUCAGCAGAAGACAAAAGAAAAGUUAUGGCCAAAAUUCUAAGCUCAGAAACUGAUAGCUGCAUAUCUAUGACAUUUGAUUCUGUUUCAGAUUGUGGUUAUAAAUCCGGAGAAAUAAGUAGCACACUUUCUUCAACCAGUGAAAACAUAUCAAGCCUUACACCAUCUGAAUCUGGUUUGCAGCCUUCAAAAUCUGAGCAAAAUACAUGUGAUAGUGGUUUCAUAACAGAUGCUAAUACAGAUGCUUUCUCGCCAUUAAGUUCAGAUUGCUAUUCAUUUGAUUCCUGUCAAGUUUUUAGUGGGGACUCUCCCCAAAAAAGCACAAAACUUCUGUGGCAAGAUGUUUUCAGCCAAGACAAAGAUGGUGACACGAUUCUUCACUUAGCAAUUGUAGAGGCUUCACUUAGCAACUGUAGAAAUAUAAUAUUUCCUCUUAUUCGGUUAGCUCCUCAUCCAGAUUUUUUGGAUAUAAGUAAUGAUCUUUAUCAA